CGCCCGCGGACGAAACGUGCCCUCCCUCUCUGUCGUUCGCUGCGUCUGGGAGACUCUCGAGCGCCAUGGAGACGGAAUGCAAGACGCUGUGGAUGGGCGACAUCCAGAUGCACUGGGACGAAGCCUUUAUCACGUCGCUCUUCUCCUCGGCCGCCGAGCAGCCGGUGGUCAAGUUGAUCCGUGACAAGGUGACGGGAUACCCCGCAGGCUACGGAUUCCUCGAGUUCCCGACACAACAAGGGGCUCAGCAAGUGCUGGAGACGCUCAACGGGCAACUUAUCCCGAACACGAUGCACCGGUUCCGGAUGAACUGGGGCGCUGGCGGACGGCGGAUUGAAACAUCAGACGAUCACUCGAUCUUUGUGGGCGACUUGGCUCCCGAUGUUACGGACGAGCUGCUGCUGGCCACAUUCAACGCUCGCUUUACCACUGUGAGAGGCGCCAAAGUGGUCAUGGACCCGGUGACGCGCAUGUCCAAGGGCUUCGGCUUCGUGCGGUUCGGCAGUAAAGAAGAGGCGGAUCAAGCGCUGCAGACCAUGAAUGGCGUCUAUUGUUCCUCUCGUCCCAUGCGCGUCAGUGUAGCCACCGAGAGGAACAAAUCUCGACAACAAGUUGGCUUCACCAUGGGGGAGGAGGAAGGCACCAACACGACGGUGUUUGUGGGUGGAUUGGACCCUGCCACGACGGAGGAUGAGCUGCGAGCGAGGUUUGGAGCGCUAGGAGCGAUCGUGUCGGUCAAAGUGCCGCCUGGACGUGGCUGUGGCUUCGUGCAGUACUCGUCCAAGGAGGCUGCGGAAGUAGCCAUCUCGCAGAUGAACGGGCAGGCUGUUAGUGGAGUCAAGCAGUACGGCCAGUAUCAAGCUGGAUUCCAGAACUACUAUGGCUACAAUGCUGCAUAUGGCUACCCGCAGUACCAACAAGGUGCUUAUGGCUACAGUGCCUAUGGUCAGUAUGCCCAACAAGGCAACCAGCCUCAAAGUGGGUACCAACAGCAACAGCAGUCCAUUGGGCAACAAGCACACCACGGCAACUACACGCAGCGUCAGCAACACGAGCAGCAACACGAUUUCACGCGGCCCGACGACAUUGAAGCCAUGAAUCGCCGCUUCGCCUCUCAACGUGCGUACCAGAAUAUUCCUCCGACUUCUAAUGCGUCGUACACGCCGAUGGGGGCGGAUGUCUCCAAUGGAACUGCGAUGGCUGGGUCCAUGUAAAUGGGAGGAGAAUGGAGCGAGAAUUGCAGCCAAGAACGAGGAGAGAGACCCAUUCACACGAGCGAGAGGUGACGAAGACACAAUGAGGAAGGUGUGGAAGGUCUGCAGGAGACGGAAGUGAGCGAACGACAUUUAUUGGCACGGCGAGCGUGAAAUGCUGAUGAAGAGUUUG
Phytophthora infestans T30-4 is the source of this 1386-nucleotide messenger RNA. RefSeq lists its product as uncharacterized. Bases 66 to 1214 code for a protein of 382 amino acids. Gene Ontology annotation, cellular component: cytosol. Gene Ontology annotation, molecular function: mRNA binding. The transcript has 6 exons. NCBI's taxonomy places the organism in Eukaryota, Oomycota, Peronosporomycetes, Peronosporales, Peronosporaceae. The record is from RefSeq and is a predicted model, not a curated record.